AUGGCCUCCCCAAUUCGCACCACCGUCCUGAUUUCAGGAAACGGCUCCAACCUCCAAGCCGUGAUCGAUCAAAUUUCUGCUGGAAAACUGAACGCGACAAUCGUGCGCGUGCUUUCCAACCGCAAAGACGCAUAUGGCCUCGAGCGCGCGAAGAAAGCCAACAUCCCCACACAAUACCACAAUCUAGUCAAGUACAAGAAGCAGCACCCAGCAACUCCUGAAGGUGUUAAGGCUGCACGUGAGGAGUACGACGCUGAGCUGGCACGCCUUAUCCUGGCCGACUCUCCUGAUCUGGUCGUGUGUCUCGGAUUUAUGCAUAUCCUAUCACCGCAGUUCUUGGAGCCAUUGGAGGCUGCUAAAGUGCGCAUAAUCAACCUGCACCCGGCUCUGCCUGGUGCGUUCAAUGGCGUAAGUGCAAUUGAGCGGGCCCAUGCUGCUUGGUUGGAGGGAAAGAUUGACAAGACUGGCGUCAUGAUCCACGACGUUAUCUCAGAAGUGGAUAUGGGAAAUCCGAUUCUGGUGAAAGAGAUUCCAUUCCGGAAGGGCCAGGAUGAGGACUUGCAUGCUUUCGAGAAGCGGGUACAUGAGACAGAAUGGGGCACUGUUAUUGAAGGUGUGGAUACAGUUUUGAAGGAACUUGCUGCUCAGAAGCAGGCAUCGAGUGCAUGA
Messenger RNA from Penicillium taxi, 669 nucleotides. Its product is annotated as phosphoribosylglycinamide formyltransferase. The transcript has 2 exons. NCBI's taxonomy places the organism in Eukaryota, Fungi, Ascomycota, Eurotiomycetes, Eurotiales, Aspergillaceae. Gene Ontology annotation, biological process: 'de novo' IMP biosynthetic process. Gene Ontology annotation, cellular component: cytoplasm. The record is from RefSeq and is a predicted model, not a curated record. Bases 1 to 669 code for a protein of 222 amino acids. Gene Ontology annotation, molecular function: phosphoribosylglycinamide formyltransferase activity.